AUGGCCGAAGAGCAGAAGGAAUUGAAAGGACUUAGAAAUGUUCGCAUUUACAUUCCAAUCAACGGAUCACAAACGAUUGAUUUUGGAUUUAAAGCUCGCAGUGCUUUUGCAUUUUUUCCAAAAAGUGAUGAAUUUAAUGAACGAUCGAUGAUGCUUAUUCGAAAUGGACGCUUAGUUCGAGAAGGGGUGAAAUUUUAUGAAGGACGUGUGCAUUACUCGCAUGGUAAGUUUCGCAUUCGAGAUUUUCAAGAGCGUGAUACAACGGUGCUAUUUUUUGAAGGACCGAACAAUGCACCACAGAAGUAUUCUAUUGAAGCAGAAAAAGAUUAA
This is a messenger RNA of Cercopithifilaria johnstoni, 330 nucleotides long. The record is from the annotation of a GenBank genome assembly. NCBI's taxonomy places the organism in Eukaryota, Metazoa, Nematoda, Chromadorea, Rhabditida, Onchocercidae.